UCUUUUGCACAAGCUGCACCUUUUUGUUCAAGAACAAAUGACUGUGGGAGACAGGAAAGUCUUCGGUUCGGGUACAAGACUUUUCGUGAUAGACCCAAAGAAAGAAACUGUCACGGUACCAGAGUUGACUGGAUACCGACCAUCAAAAAAAACCACUGACAAUCAUGGCAAACAGACAAUGUUAUGCCAUGCCAGUGGCAUGGUUCCUGACUUUGUGACAUUCAAAUGGCAAGAAAAGAGCGGUGCAGAACAGUGGACGGAUGUAUCAGAGGAAAAUGUUGUGGAGCAGAGGAAAGAAAGUCCAGCUGUCACUGUGACAAGUAUGAUGAUUGUAGAUAAAACUAUAGCAGAAAACAAGGACUACCAAUGCAUUGUUACCCAUGAGGGAAACACUGAGAAUCCUUCCAAAUCUCUUGAAAUGAAGAAAGAAAUCAGUAAGCCGGCAAAGGAAUCUAAAAAUGAUGCUCAGAACCCAACAUGUCCACCCAGCACGGAGGAGACCAUAAAAAAGCAAAUAUCAGGAGAUUCAGAGCAAAUACCAAGUAUGUUCCUGUUUGUCUAUGCAUAUGGUGUCAUGCUCAUGAAGAACGGUUUAUUUUUUUGCAUUGUGUCUAUAUUUCAAUUAAAGAAAAAAGCUGGAAAGAAAGACAAAAGCUCAGAGACUUAACGCAUAAGAUAAAUAUCAAGCAAGCAAAGGUUUAUUACAUAAAGCACAUCUCGCUAACUAAAGAAUAGAUGCAUAUCUACAGCAAUAUUAUUUCUGCUUAAAAUGUAUGGCUUUUAAAUUUGUUGUUGAUCUGCUUUGCACAAUUAAUUUUUUCAUCUUUAAAAUGAAAUAUUUAG
Messenger RNA from Sinocyclocheilus grahami, 843 nucleotides. RefSeq lists its product as uncharacterized. NCBI's taxonomy places the organism in Eukaryota, Metazoa, Chordata, Actinopteri, Cypriniformes, Cyprinidae. The transcript is spliced from 4 exons. Bases 38 to 667 code for a protein of 209 amino acids. The record is from RefSeq and is a predicted model, not a curated record.